Messenger RNA from Clarias gariepinus (North African catfish), 1185 nucleotides. RefSeq names its product calcitonin gene-related peptide-receptor component protein (gene crcp). The transcript has 6 exons. Gene Ontology annotation, cellular component: RNA polymerase III complex. Bases 74 to 514 code for a protein of 146 amino acids. The record is from RefSeq and is a predicted model, not a curated record. Gene Ontology annotation, molecular function: nucleotide binding. Gene Ontology annotation, biological process: transcription initiation at RNA polymerase III promoter. Lineage: Eukaryota; Metazoa; Chordata; Actinopteri; Siluriformes; Clariidae.
UGGGGACGUACAGCCUCGAGAUAAUGUUUCCACCCGGCUGUUUUACGGGAGUGCACCGGGAAAGACAUCAAGGAUGGAAGUAAGAGACUCUAAUGCAGCGAUGCUCAGCAACUAUGAGGUGUAUCAGCUGCUAUCAGAGCUAAAGGAGAAGAGGAAAGAGAGUGUUAAAAACAAGCACAGCACUGGGCAGCAAAACCUUAACACUAUAGUGUAUGAGACACUUAAGUACCUCUCCAAGACACCAUGUGCUCGCCAAAAUCCUGACACUGUGAAAGACUUCCUUAGUGCGAUGCUUCCACAUAAACUCACCAAAGCAGAGAAAUUGCAGCUGCUGAACCACAGACCACAGACGGCUGUUGAGAUCCAACUGAUGGUAGAAGAGAGUGAAGAACGGUUGACAGAAGAACAAAUAGAUGAGCUUAUUCAGUCUGUCACCGACAUCCUUCCUGGAGAUCCACAGCAAGAAGGCAGUGCUGCCGAAGGUGCCGAAAUGGACGUGAGCACAGAUCAGUGAUUUAAAAAAAAUCUCAAAAUUUCUUCACAUAAUUAUCAUUAAACAGCUGUUUGAAACUUCAGUUUAAUUAAAAUGACAUGCUGUGUUAGUUGUUUGAAGUUUUGCUUCGGUUAAUUUUUUUUGUAUUACCUUUUUUUUUUGCACUGGAGUACAUAAAGAAAAUUACAUUUAUUCAAAACUUAUUUUAAAUAAAGCAAUGCAGAUCUUCUAUGUGAACUUGUUAAUUUAUAUUGCCUUUCAGCCUGCAACCUUUUACAUUCAUUUUUUGUGUAACGUUUUGCAACUGAAGCUUGCAGCAUGUGUGCACUUUUACUAGUAGCACGUUGGUAUCAGAUUUGCAAUGAUCAAAACAGAGAGUUUUGAUAUUGGUUUCCAAAUCGAACUGAAAAUUAAAUGGCAUCUUUGUUUUUCUCAGUCAUACGCUGCCAAACCACAAAAGCCCCAGUCUAUGUGAGAUUACCCAUGAAAGGCAUGGUUCAAGACAGUUUCCACAAUCUCUCGCUUUUUUUUUUUACAGUGCAAAAUUAAAGAAAGAAACACUGCACAUUCGACAUGCUUUAAACAGAAAAUUCUGUAAAGCUAAGCUGUUAGUGAAACAUUUUGAGGUUCAUUACAUUAAUGAAAGUUUGUAUUACUUAUACAUGUUGUAAUAAAUAAAAGCUGAAUCAUGA